GGGGUGCGGGGCUGGGCCGGGGGCGCGGGGAGCAGCAGGGCACCCGACAGACAGCUUCUGGGUCAGAGGCAGAGGGCACCGGAGAGCAUCGCCCAGGUUGUCCCCGUGCGGCCAUAUGAGGACUGGUGGGCCUACAAGGAAUCUUUGCAUGGCAGCUUUGUCCCCGGGCCGCCCUUCUGGGGCCUAGUAAACUCAGCAUGGAGCCUAUGUGCUGUUGGCAAGCGCCAGUCACCUGUGGAUGUGGACAGCAGCCAGGUGGUGUAUGACCCCUUCCUGCCUCCACUGUGCCUCAGCACCGGGGGCCAGACGGUGAGUGGCACCAUGUACAACACAGGGCGCCAUGUGUCCUUCCGCCCUGAGCAGCUGCAGCUGGUAAACAUCUCGGGGGGGCCCCUGCUCUACAGCCACCGCCUAGAGGAGUUGCGUCUUCACUUUGGGGGCCAUGAUACCACCGGCUCCGAGCACCGCCUCAACCAGCAGCCCUUCCCUGCUGAGGUGCAGCUGAUCCACUACAACCAGGAGCUGUACUCCAAUGCCUCGGAGGCUGCCCGCAGUCCCAAUGGGCUUGCCAUAAUCUCACUGCUGGUCAAUAUUGGGCCAAAUUCCAACCCUUUCCUCAACAGACUCCUCAAUCGGGAAACCAUCACCCGGAUCUCUUAUAAAAAUGAUGCAUACCUGCUGCAGGACCUGCACAUGGAGCAGCUGUACCCUGAGACAUUUGGGUUCAUCACGUACCAGGGCUCCAUGACAGCGCCCCCCUGCUAUGAGACUGUCACUUGGGUCCUCAUCGAUCAGCCCCUCAACAUCACCUCUGUGCAGUGGAUGGUGCCAGACCUGCCCAAACUGUCAGCUAGCAGGCAGUUCCUGCACCUUCUGACCAGACAACAGGCCCCUUUCCACAGGGGCAACCGGGGAGUCCCCAACAAUAUGAGGGUCCCAGCCCCUUCCCCCUAACCAUGAUGCCAUCCCCUAUCCCCUGAAGUGACAGGUGCUACGCUGGGUCACUGUUCGGAGGUAGAUUUUGGGGUGGAAUGAGGGUGUGGGUGUCUGUCUCAGUACUGCCUUCUCUUCCAAGGCUUCCCCAGUUUAGCUGUGGAGGGACCAUACCCCACAGUUCAGAGAUCAGAAUGCCCCUAGAGUUGUCCCCGGGGCUGAUGGUGGCUAUCAGCCCUGCAUCCCAACACUAGGGAGAGGGUCCUUGUCUUAAAGUUUGCCUCCAGGGGCUGGAUUAACCCCCUUAACUCAGUGCAUCUCAAGUCUGAGAGGGGAUAAAAAGGGUCAUUCAGGCCUUGACAGCUGGUGGCAUCCCAGAUGCUGCUUGGGGUCAGACUCAGAACAUGGGGUCUGCACCCCAUUAAGCAAGCCCUCCCAAAUCCUGAACGAGAAGGCUGAGCCCAGGCCUCCAAGGUACAGUGUGUGGCUUGGGAUGAGGGAUGACUGCUCCCCACCACCACCCCCAGGCAGAAGAGGAUGGGGUAACCUGCCUUCUGGCAGUCAAGUUAGUCAGAAGAGAGGGGGCCCUAGGGGUAGAGGAUGAUUUUUCAGGGGGUCUUGCUGCAGGGGUGGGGGGAGGGGGAAGAACUUUGUCUGAAAUUUAAAUAAAAUUGUAUGAAGAUUAUUUUAAAAAAAAAAAAAAAAAAAAGAAGAAGAAGAAAAGAAACCCAAAGCAGUGUCCUCACCUUGAAAUAAGGGUGGGGGGGAAACAGGCCCUCUGGGCUCAACCACUGGCUCCCCCCAACCCUGGCCAGCACUGCGGCUAGCUCUAAUGACAUCCAGACUUGUGUCCGGCCCAGCUCGGGGCAGCCGGGAGAAGACAGACGGACCAGGACAGGCCGUUUCUGUUUCCUUUUGGGUGCUGCGCCAGGCGCCCAGCCCCAGACCCUCUAAGUCUCAGCAGAAGGGCAGCGCCCGGCACCACCCCCUCCCCAGGGGUAGCGGCAUCUCCGCGGCGGCCAGCAAACCUAGAGGGAGCAAGGCCGCAGCUGCCCGAGGAGCACAAGCCCGGACGCCUGGGCAAUCCCGACUGGGGGGUGGGUGCACCGAUCUGUCUCCUCCCCCUUGGACUCCCACACUCAUCCCCCCGUGCGGCCCCUUUAAGACCUGGCCUCCCCGCCGCCUGGGUCCGGCCACACGUGCUGCCCCACGUGCUCCCAGCCCCUGAGGCCUCCCUUCCUUGCCGCCGCCUCCCAUUGGCUAAAACUGGGUCAGGCCCCGCCUUCCCGCCGCCGUGCCAUUGGUCAAAUCUAGGUCAGGGAGCCCCGCCUUUCCCACCUGCCCAUCACCCACCCCCAUGGCUGGGACACGUGACGGGCGUGCCCCCCUCCCCCUCGCGGCGGCCGGCGCUGGGGCCCUCA
Alligator sinensis (Chinese alligator) is the source of this 2354-nucleotide messenger RNA. It is a transcript of the gene CA11, whose product is annotated as carbonic anhydrase 11. Lineage: Eukaryota; Metazoa; Chordata; Crocodylia; Alligatoridae. The transcript has 8 exons. The annotation marks the transcript as partial. The record is from RefSeq and is a predicted model, not a curated record. Gene Ontology annotation, molecular function: carbonate dehydratase activity; zinc ion binding.